Molecule: messenger RNA, 1361 nt
Organism: Xenopus laevis (African clawed frog)
Lineage: Eukaryota; Metazoa; Chordata; Amphibia; Anura; Pipidae
Gene: krt34.S
Product: keratin 34 S homeolog
Exons: 8
Coding region: 1-1194 (397 amino acids)
Source: RefSeq, a predicted model, not a curated record
AUGAGUGUCAAGCAAAGUCAUAGAUUUUCAUCUGGGUCCGGCUGCUUUGGCGUCACCCACAGCAUGCAUGGAGGAGGCUACGGAGGCCUAAGAAGUUCCUUAGGAGGGUAUUGUGGCAUCGGUGGUGGAAGCAUUGGUGGUGGAAGCAUUGGUGGUAAAAACGAAGGCAUGCUGAAUGUCUGCGAGAAAGAAACCAUGCAACUGCUGAAUGACCGACUGGCAAACUAUCUAGGCAGAGUCCGCUCUUUGGAGGAGGAAAACGGUCAGUUUGAGAGGAAGAUUAGAGAAUGGUAUGACAAACAGGUGCCAUUCGCCUUCCCCGAUUUCAACAACUAUUACAGGACUAUUGAAGAACUUCAGAAUAAGAUUCUCCAUGCAUGUUCUGGAAAUGCCAACCUAAUCCUGCAGAUUGAUAAUGCCAGACUGACCUCUGAUGAUUUCAGGAACAAAUUUGAAAGUGAAGCUUCUUUCCGCAUGGGGGUUGAGGGAGAUAUGAAUGGCCUUCGCCGAGUCCUGGAGGAGCUCAACAUGACCAACAGUGACCAAGAAAUGCAGAGACAGAAUCUGAACGAGGAGUUGACCUUCCUGAAGAAGAAUCAUGCUGAGGAAGUGGGCAGCCUGCGCUCUCAGCUGGGAGCAAGGGUAAACGUGGAAGUGGAUGCUGCUCCUGGUGUGGAUCUAAACCGAGUUUUGGGCGAAAUAAGAGACCAAUAUGAAACCAUAGUGGAGAGGAACAGGAGGGAGGCUGAGAACUGGUUCUUGAACAAGAGUGAAGAGUUGAACCAGCAAAUAAGCAGUGGAGCCAACCAACUACAGACAGUCCAGACUGAAGGCAUCCAAAUGCGAAAUACAAUUCAAGGCCUGGAGAUUGAACUGCAGUCUCAAAAUAGCAUGAGAGGGGCCCUGGAAGGCACCUUUGCAGAUACUGAAUCCCGCUACGGUGGUCAACUUUCCCAACUUCAAUGCCUGAUUAAUAAUGUCGAAUCACAACUAGGAAACCUUAGAUCAGACCUGGAAAGACAAAGCUUUGAGUAUAAAGCGCUCAUGGAUGUUAAGACACACCUAGAAAUGGAGAUUGCAACAUACAGGCGCCUGCUUGAAGGAGAAGACAGACAGCGAGGCUCAACCAGAGACAUGGGCCAAAACAGGUCAAAGACAGUGACCAUGGUGGAAGAAGGGUGUCGUAAAGCUUAAUCGGCCUAUGAAUAAGUGUUGAGACCAUGCACCGAACCCAAUGUUGGCUUUGUAGCAUUUCUAAACUUGCUGAAUGAUUUUGCUCAUCUUUUUUGCAUUGUACCGCAGAUCUCUCAUAUCUUGGGAUUGUUCUGGGUUUCUUUAUAUGAACUUCUGAAAACUGUACC